Molecule: messenger RNA, 4108 nt
Organism: Parus major (Great Tit)
Lineage: Eukaryota; Metazoa; Chordata; Aves; Passeriformes; Paridae
Gene: UBE2W
Product: ubiquitin conjugating enzyme E2 W
Exons: 6
Coding region: 177-782 (201 amino acids)
Source: RefSeq, a predicted model, not a curated record
GUUCCGCCGGGCGCGUGCGUGCGUCCGUGCGUGCGUGCGUCCGUCAGUGCGUGGCGCGGCGCGAAGAGCGGCGCGGAGGGAGGAACCGCCCUGACAGAGGUUGAGGGCGUCGAGCUGCCGGGUAGCGGGGCCGUGGAGGGCAGGUGGCGGCAGGAAAGGGCCGGUCCAGCGCCGGGAUGGAGAAACGAUUACAAAAAGAACUAUUGGCAUUUCAAAAUGAUCCACCUCCGGGAAUGACUCUAGAUGAAAAGAGUGUACAAAAUUCAAUUACACAGUGGAUUGUAGACAUGGAAGGUGCUCCAGGAACACUCUAUGAAGGGGAAAAAUUUCAGCUUUUAUUUAAGUUUAGUAGUCGGUAUCCUUUUGAUUCGCCUCAGGUCAUGUUUACUGGAGACAAUAUCCCUGUUCAUCCUCAUGUUUAUAGCAAUGGUCAUAUCUGUUUAUCCAUUCUAACGGAAGACUGGUCUCCAGCCCUCUCAGUGCAAUCUGUUUGUCUUAGCAUUAUUAGCAUGCUUUCCAGCUGCAAAGAAAAGAGGCGACCUCCAGAUAACUCAUUUUAUGUAAGAACAUGUAACAAGAAUCCAAAGAAAACAAAAUGGUGGUAUCACGCAUUUGUCAUCUUCCACCCAGAGCUGCUGUUGGCUGUAUGUGCUUGUCUUAUCCACUCCAUUGGUGAGGAAAGAGAGAAGAGGGGGAUAGAGAUGGGCCAUGCUUUGUUUCUCUCCUUUCUUGUUAGCAAUGCUUUCCUUGCUUUCCCUAGGAAAAUUAUGUACAAACAGUAGUUAUUGGAAGCACAGGUACUUUGGGAAGGGAUAUGUCAGAGCAGGUAAUACUGUAUGCUAGUGUAGUGCAGAACAGUUGAUUCCACCAUGGCCUCUUGCUGAAGGUUCCACAGUAAGACAUCCUUUGUUUUUCAUGGCCUCCCCACUCCAGGAUAUGUUCUGUUCCUGAAGUGAAACUAUAGCAAGUAUUUUGAGGCAAUGAGAGUUCAUGACUGGAGAGGCAAAUACCAAAGUCUUCACCCUUAAAAUUCUUAAGAUUCUUAAAAACCCAUGGAUGGCCCAACAAGAAAAACUUGAUAGUUUCAUAAUACUUGAUGAGACCCGUGGGGUUUUGACAUAUGGUAAUGUAACAGAAUGAAACUCUGUUUCUCAUAAUACAGUAAUAGUAACUUCAAAACAAGGUGGCUUCAGGCACAGUAAGAGAAGUGCUGUAUGUCAUGAGAUUAAGGUACAUCUAAGAAACUUGGGGCCGUUAUGUGGUUGUUUUUAAAGCUGACUCCAAGAAUAAUAAUCGUCUUGCACACAACAAUAGAUAUUUCGUCCUCACCAGAGUAUUCAGAACUUCAUUUUCUCUCUCUGUUUUCAUGCUCUUGUAAUGUGUUUGGUGCUUCUCCAUUUCUAGUUUUGGUUUCUCUUAAAUGGCAGUUUUGGGAGAGUUUUUGUUAACUUUCUAUUUCACUUGCUAAUUAUUUUUAAAGAGAAACAGGUAAAAUUCCAUUUAUUGGCUUUAUCUUGUGAUUAAAAUGUUUUAUCUACUUUUAAUUUGUACUAGUCUUAUUUUGAUUUAGAAUAGAAAUUUGUAAAAGGAGGACAGUCUGCAGAUAUUACUUUUAUUUCUUCAUCGUGAAAUUUAAUUUGUGUUAAACAAGCAAAACAGGAACUUAGUAUGAAAAGAAAUCUGAGUUACUGAUUCUGACAGUUGCUGGGUUAUUAUGGCUCUAAACAAUGGCUUACAGUUCAUUGAAUGGGUAUUUUAGUUACUAGGAAGUAACUAUGCAGGUUUUUUUUUCUCAAAGUCAGAAAACCUUACCCCUCCUCAAAUUCAAAGCAACCUAAAAACCAACCUGAGGCAAGAGAAAGUCAGUUCAUUUAAAUAACUCUCACUGUCUUGAUUAAAAAUUCAUUGGGCUCCCUACCACCUUAAAUUCUUACAUGAAAAAUAAAAUAUUCCUGAUGUCCACUAGGCAAAAAUUUCAAAAAUGAUUAGAGUGUUUUCCCUUCCAGUUUUGUGCAUGUGUCAUUUGCUUCUUUUCUCAGUUAAUUUUGUUUCUCCUAUGCGGACAUAGAACAAGGCUGCCCAGGCAUAAUCUUUAAAUUGUCAGUGUUUUCUAAACAGCUUUAAAGAAAUGGUAUGUUACAGUAAAAUGGGAAGUGUGAAAAGAUGCUUCUCUCGUGUUUAUUUUCUGCUCAUGCUUCAACUGAAGUGUGUCAUAUAUUUAAUCUUGUGGUUGAACCACAUUUGUCUGGAUAAGUGAGGGAAGAAAAAGCAUUCCUACCCAGGAAAGAAAACCAGCUGUCCACAGAUAACUGCUGUGAGAAAUUAAAUGCCAGUGUUAAUACAACAACCUAUGCAAGGAAGUGUGGAGUGGUUCUGCCACUUCUACUGUCAGCUGCCCAUCGGACUGAUUUAGCUUUAAUGUGACAUUGGAGCUCUGUUUUGAAGAGAUAGGAAGAAGUCUGUCAUAUGUAUUAAUACAUGCGUUAGAAGGAAAAUAUUUUUUCUCGCAUGUACCUGGAAUUUAUUUACUUGGAAGCAGAAUAGUCCAUGGUUGGGAGCUGAUAUAAAGCAAACCCAGAUGAUCACAGAGUGAUAAAGUGGCACUUUAGAGACAUAUUCUGAUAUGUAAAUAUGUGUCUACAUUCAAUAUAGUACAGAGAUUUUAGUCUGUCAUAUCAUCCCUGCCCAAACACAGCAGCUUAUUUCACAGAGUUAUGGAGCUUUGUUUGCUACAAAAUUGUCCUUACGAGCCCUGUUUUGAAGCUCCUGAGCUAUGAUAACUGAAAAUAUUUCUAGGCUGUCUGCCCUACCCAGUGUGUGUUUCAACUGUAUAUUGACUUUCCUGCUGAAUUUCAAUCUGAGAGUUGCUCGUGUUGUGUUAAAGACAGGGGAGGAUCCUCCAGAUACUGUUUACUUGGGCAUCCAGACUGAAAUUGGUUUCAUAAAGCUGUUGACUUCCUUUUUUGUUUUCAGAAAGUAGAUUUAUUUUUUUUUUUGUAGGGUGGGGUGAGGAAGGGAAAGGCAAUGGUGUUUGUUUUCAAUCAGUGCUUCCUUGCUGCUUUUAGGUUUGGAGGUUGGUUUGGUUUUGUUUUUUUCUUAAGUAGGAAGUGUUUUCUCUGAUAUUUGGCCUAAAAUUUUAGCACACUAUUUAAAUACCCCUUCUCUCUCUCUUUUGCAUCCUUGUCCAUUUUUUUACAUGUAUAGUAAAAAAUUAAAAUAGUUAUUUUACAAGUAAUAGCUUUGAUAUAAUAUUUUCUGAUGAGAAUGCAUUAUGUUUGAGGCUACAUUUUUUAGGUGUGGGAGGUUACAAGUAAGUCCUUUAAAAAUAAGCAGACAGUAAGUUUCCUUUCUGUUAACAACUCAAUAUUUACUGCUAGCAGGUGCAAAUAUACUGCAGGUUGAUGUGUGAAGGAGAAUGUUUAAAAGGGAGAGCAUUAAUAUGGAGCAUAAUGCAGAAAUGAUAGGCAUAGAACAUGCAUUUUUAUAGUAGGUUCUGUCUAAUCACACUAUCUAAAAUUUAGUGUAUGUAAUUUACUUUCAUGUUUAGGAUUUUAGGAUUAUAGUAGUAACCUGUUCUUUUUGCAUAAAUCUGUCACCUAUUGUUUUGUGUUGAGUCUUGCUAAAUAAAUUAAUAUACAUGUGUAUAUAUAUGCACACACACACAUAUAAAUGUAUAAAGGGUUGAGAAUGCAUCAGAAGCAGCCCACUCUACCAGGUCUUAUCCCUAUAUAUUCUUUAUGAAAGGAUGUCUUAAUUUGGUAACUGUUGUGGAUCUGCUCUACUUCAAGGGUGCAAAAUGUUAAGCAUAUUUGAUUUUUCAUUUUCUUGGCAAGUAGCUUUCUAAAUAUCAAGCAUGGAAAUGACUGUCAUUUUAAUGGGGUGCUUGCUAAUACUUAUGUCUUUGGGGGAUGUAUGUGUAUUUUGGAAGUUUAAUUUUUGAUACUCUCUUUUCUCCCCGAGUUGUUAUUGAACAAAACAACAGAAUUAUUCAAUCAGGGUAUAUCCUCUGCAUGUUACUGUCUAUGCUAGGAAUUGUUUCUGCCUAUAGCACCUUGCUAAUUUGGAAUUAGAAUGUUUAUGUGUUUUCCAUAAAUGCUCUUCUUUUAUU